AUGGCGCAUACCAACUGGCCUGUAUUUGAGCACGAUGGGUGUUAUUUUAUAGACAGAUUUCAUGACAUAGAUGCAGUGAAAGAGAGACGAAUCGACCGAUGGGACAUUCGAGAUGAUGACGUCAUCAUACAAACGUUUCCCAAAUCAGGCACGCUAUGGAUGUUGCACGCUGUGUCACAGAUGUACGACAACCUCAAUUGGAAGCUGAAACCAGUAGACCGAGUUGCACGGCCCGGGGUUUGGUUUGAGAAAACAGACUCAGUCCCAGGUUUAUAUGGCAGUAUGGUGAAGGCAGUGAAGAGUACAUUUCAUGAAAUGCAGUCACCUCGUUUGAUGAUUUGUCACGUACCCCAGCAGUUUUUCCAUACAUCAUGGAGGAAAGGCAACAGAAAAUGCAAAAUAAUCCAUGUAACACGAAAUCCUAAAGAUGUAUGUGUGUCAUCCUUCAAGUUUUUUCAAUCGCUUCAAUUCAUCGAGAUGCAUCUGACCUGGGAGGAGUGGGUCAAGGCAUUCGUUGAAGGACAGGUGCCCUUCGGACCAUGGUUGGAUAACGUCUGGGGAUGGAAUCAGUUUGGCUUGGAAGACAACGUAUUACACGUGACAUUUGAAGAUAUGAAACGAGAUUUGAAGUCUGUAUUGGUUAAAGUGGCCGAUUUUCUUGAGCGUCCUCUCUCUGAUGAUAUGUUGGACCACGUGGUGUCUCAAUGCAGCUUAGAUGCCAUGAGGGCUUCACAGACCGAUGUACAAACACUAGCUAUUCGGGAUGAAGGAACAUCGCGCGAAAAUAUGAAGUUUCUGCGUAAAGGCGAGGUUGGUGACUGGAAAUAUCAUUUCACUGUGGCACAAAACGAAUAUUUUGACAAGAAAAUUACAGCAGAAGCAAAUAAGCUUGGACUACAAUUGCAAUAUGAGUGA
Molecule: messenger RNA, 915 nt
Organism: Saccoglossus kowalevskii
Lineage: Eukaryota; Metazoa; Hemichordata; Enteropneusta; Harrimaniidae
Product: sulfotransferase 1 family member D1-like
Molecular function (GO): sulfotransferase activity
Source: RefSeq, a predicted model, not a curated record